Chaetomium strumarium is the source of this 501-nucleotide messenger RNA. RefSeq lists its product as uncharacterized. The transcript has 3 exons. The coding region runs from base 1 to 501 and encodes 166 amino acids. The record is from RefSeq and is a predicted model, not a curated record. Lineage: Eukaryota; Fungi; Ascomycota; Sordariomycetes; Sordariales; Chaetomiaceae.
AUGCAAGCUCUCGGGGUAUACAGCGACUGCUUCGAGGGCACGCACUAUAGGCACGGCGCCGCUCAGUACCUUCCCGAUGCCUUCGGGUGGCAGCUCCACAAUACGCGCGCUCUCGCCGACGCCUACGCGCGACAGGUGCCGUGCACCAUAUACAUACCCGAAUUUCUGAACGAGUCCAAACCCCUCGUUAACCAGCCGCCCCUUCCACCACCCACCAGAGGUCACGCAGUCUUCGAAUCGGUGCUCGACGAGCUCGAGAAGAAGCCCGCGCCUAGCCUGCUCGCCAAGGUCAGCCGGACCCUCACGACGCUAUCCCUCCUCCCAGCCUACCACAGCUCCCUAUACCAUACCCGCCAGGCGGUCGCACACCCGCACGUACAGGCCUUUCUGCGCGGCCUGCGCGCAGACCAGCAGCCAUCGCUCAACGCUACCGGCGCAACCAAGAUCGGCGUGGCGACCUUUUGCUGUGGAGGAGGGGGGGGCUGCACGCCGUGCCACUGA